Molecule: messenger RNA, 255 nt
Organism: Sungouiella intermedia
Lineage: Eukaryota; Fungi; Ascomycota; Pichiomycetes; Serinales; Metschnikowiaceae
Source: the annotation of a GenBank genome assembly
AUGAUCCUGGAUAGCAUUGGUUGCGGUAGGGAACAAUGCACGAGUGGAGGAGAAGAAUGGGGGAUUCACCAUAAUAGAAAGACGCAUACGCAAGAGUCGCUUUUUAAUCCAACUGCCCACGACGCAUUGACACAAUUGUGCUUGCGCAUACACAAACUCACCCUCGCCAGGAUGGUAAGCAUGGCGCCAGACAGCGAUCUAGUAGUUAAGGCUUCGAACGACAAGGAGCAGCGGCGCGGCUCGGGGAAGUUUUAG